AUGGACGAGGGAAAAGCGGGGAAGAUUAAGUUCACCUUCUGCAUGGUGGCGGUUGGUAUUAUCCUAAUGGUUGUGGCGGUCAGCACCGAUCACUGGGCAGUGCUCAGUCCCCGGCUCGGGAAGAGCAACACCACCUGUGAGGAGGCGCAUUUUGGCCUUUGGAGACUCUGCACCAAAAGGAGCUUCGUCCUCACGGUGGGUCCGGACGGGAAGGGCUGUGGGACCACGGAUUUCCUUGGAGAAUAUAACUGCACGUAUUUCAAGCACUUCACAUCAGGAGAGAAUGCAGAAAUGUUCCAAAUUACCACUCAGAAGGAAUACAGUAUAUCAGCAGCAGCCAUCGCCAUUAUCAGCAUAGCAUUCAUGGUGCUUGGUACGGUCUGUGUACUGCUUUCCUUCAAUAAAAGACUGGAUUACUUCCUGAAACCGGCUGGCAUGUUCUUCAUCUUCUCGGGGCUCUGCAUCAUUAUUUCAGUGGAGGUCAUGCGACAAUCAGUGAAACGGAUGGUUGACAGCGAAGAGACCAUUUGGAUCCAGCACCACUACUCCUGGUCCUUCGCGUGCGCCAGCUCCGCCUUUGUCAUCCUCUUCAUCGGGGGCAUUGCUCUGCUUUUGAUCUCUUUGCCACGCAUGCCCCAAAACCCAUGGGAGACCUGUAUGGAUGCACCACCAGAGCAACAGUGAGGGGAGGAUGAGAGGACAAAUUUAUCACAGCAAGGCAUUCAGUUUGUAAUAACGAUUUUACGGACAGGGAUAUUAUGGGUGGUGAAUUUUGGAAAGCAUUGUGAUGGUGCUCAAAGAGAGGCUCAUCAGA
Carcharodon carcharias (great white shark) is the source of this 814-nucleotide messenger RNA. Its product is annotated as voltage-dependent calcium channel gamma-1 subunit-like. The transcript is spliced from 4 exons. Lineage: Eukaryota; Metazoa; Chordata; Chondrichthyes; Lamniformes; Lamnidae. Bases 1 to 684 code for a protein of 227 amino acids. Gene Ontology annotation, molecular function: voltage-gated calcium channel activity; calcium channel regulator activity. Gene Ontology annotation, cellular component: L-type voltage-gated calcium channel complex; membrane. The record is from RefSeq and is a predicted model, not a curated record. Gene Ontology annotation, biological process: regulation of calcium ion transmembrane transport via high voltage-gated calcium channel; calcium ion transmembrane transport.